GUAGCAAGAAAACAAAGAUCCACCUCGAACACCCCUCCCAACUCAAAUAUAUCCAUCCCUUCAUCAUCCAUCUCUACACUCACCCUCACCCUCCUCCUUCUUCUCUCUCUAAAACUCUCUCUCUCUCUCUCCCUCUCCCUCUCCCUCUCCCUCUUCUUCUACACUGAGAACAACUGUAUUAACAGAUAGAAAGAAAAAUAAUCAUACCCAGAAUCUCAAACUUUGUUGAUCAGGUCAAUCUCCAAGUCCUUUUGAUUCUUUCCCUUCUUUUUUCUUGUUUAUUUAUAUGAAUUUGUUAUACAAAUCUUGAUUCUUGUUCCAGGGAACAUAAAGUUUCAAUCUUUACACUAAUUUCAUACAUAAAAGUCUUGUGAAAUUGGGAUAGUGUUUGGUAUUGUAAAUGAGAGAAGAUGAAUCAAAUUGGUUUAGAAAAUGGGAAGAGCAGCUCCCAUCACCUGAUGAACUCAUGCCCUUAUCUCAAACCCUGAUUACACCUCAUCUUGCAAUUGCCUUUCAUAUAAAUUCCACUACUGGUACUAGUACUAUUCCUCCACCACAAGUCCACAAUUCAGCACCACAGCCACCACCAUUGCCUCCCUUUCAAUCCCCUAAUUCCGGGGAAUUCGAGUCCUCGGGUGGCGAUGAGCCAGCCCGGACACUGAAAAGGCCUAGGCUUGUGUGGACACCGCAGCUCCACAAAAGAUUUGUGGAUGCAGUGGCCCAUUUAGGAAUCAAGAAUGCGGUGCCUAAGACUAUAAUGCAUCUUAUGAGUGUGGAUGGAUUGACACGGGAGAAUGUGGCUAGUCAUUUGCAGAAGUAUAGGCUUUAUUUGAAGAGGAUGCAGCAGGGGAAUCUUUCUGGCCAUGCUUCUAGUGGCGAUACUGCUACUGAUCAUUUGUUUGCGAGUUCUCCAGUGCCUGCUCAUUUUCUGCAUCAGGGGCGUCAGAAUUCGGAGCAUUUUGUGCCGUUUGUGGCUGUGCCUGUAAUGCAACAGCAGCAGUAUCACCAGCAGAUGGCGGCGCAGUAUAGGCACGUGAGUCCUCAUUUUGGGUCUCCCCCAAAUGAGCAUUCUUUCGUGGCGAGACAGGCACCUCAGCAGGUUCAGAGAAUGGUGAUGCCUGUCCAUAAUUCAGUGGCUUCUUCGUAUAUUGAUGAUUUGGAAUCUGCCAAUGCGAGGAAAGUGCUCACUCUGUUUCCGACAGGGAAUGAUUGAGUUUAAUGUGGUAAAUUGUUGUUUAAGGCCUUAUGAAACGUGUCUGCAACUUGUUAGAAUUGGAACUUGCAGUUGUUCUUGUUACCUGGGUUGUUAAUAUAAUUGAUUAACAAUAAUGUUGUGGUCUCGUUAAAUCAAUCAGUUAUAUGAAUUUCUCCAA
This is a messenger RNA of Daucus carota subsp. sativus, 1373 nucleotides long. Its product is annotated as transcription factor MYBC1. The transcript has a single exon. The coding region runs from base 401 to 1213 and encodes 270 amino acids. NCBI's taxonomy places the organism in Eukaryota, Viridiplantae, Streptophyta, Magnoliopsida, Apiales, Apiaceae. The record is from RefSeq and is a predicted model, not a curated record. Gene Ontology annotation, molecular function: DNA-binding transcription factor activity; DNA binding. Gene Ontology annotation, biological process: regulation of DNA-templated transcription.